Molecule: messenger RNA, 706 nt
Organism: Plectropomus leopardus (leopard coralgrouper)
Lineage: Eukaryota; Metazoa; Chordata; Actinopteri; Perciformes; Serranidae
Source: RefSeq, a predicted model, not a curated record
ACAAUACUGCGCUGCAUAAAGCAUGUGCGGUCAGAGUUUUCUAAAAAAUUUGGGAGCAGCUGUCAGACCGUAAGCAGCAGGAAUCCAACAGGAGGGAGAAAAAACGAAAAAACGCUGAAAAACCUUUAAAUCCCCAAAAAGCUGACUUUAUGUUUUCUGUGUGUUCAGAUUGAUCCAGAAGGACAGACGGAGAGCGAGGGACGACGAUGUUUGAAAAUGUCCCCACAGUGUCGUCAGCCGAGCGGCAGCAGGUACUGGGAGCUCUGGAGCGUCUGCAGGCCAAACUGGUGCAGCGGGAGGAGUGGACCCACAGCGAGACCAUGGGGAACCUGAGGGACACCCUGCAGAGUCCGCUCUUCAGCCACAUCCUGACCCUGCAGCACUCCAUCAAACAGCUGCGAAACCAGGUGAGCGCCGGAAAAACAUCUGGAUCAGAACCGAACCGGCACGAGCUCACGAGACGCACAAAUCAGACCAGCACAGCGGCAGGGAAGUUUGAAUAAAAAAAAAAGAAAAAUGACCUGAAAAUCAGCAGAAAAAGAUUAAAAAUAAGAAUAAAAUUAAAAAAAAAAAAGCUUAUGUACAAAUGCGUGUACGUAUUCAUCAAACAGCUGCGAAACCAGCUGAGCGACAGAAAAACAUCUGGAUCAGAACCGAACCGGCACGAGCUCACCGAGACGCACGUCUGCUCACAAAUCAUAAAGAG